This is a messenger RNA of Eremomyces bilateralis CBS 781.70, 1460 nucleotides long. Its product is annotated as ribonuclease III. Gene Ontology annotation, molecular function: double-stranded RNA binding; ribonuclease III activity. Gene Ontology annotation, cellular component: nucleus. NCBI's taxonomy places the organism in Eukaryota, Fungi, Ascomycota, Dothideomycetes, Eremomycetales, Eremomycetaceae. The transcript has a single exon. The coding region runs from base 46 to 1194 and encodes 382 amino acids. The record is from RefSeq and is a predicted model, not a curated record. Gene Ontology annotation, biological process: rRNA processing; primary miRNA processing; regulation of gene expression.
CCAUCAUCAUUGCGCGACUUGACACCUUGCCUACUCAACCUCACGAUGGACCGUAAGCGCAAAUUAGAUGAUCCAGUAAGCUCUCACCCUCAAGCGAGCAAAAAGCCCAAGGGCAACGGGGACCUCGACGGAGCUUUCCCAGCCGCAGAACUACAGAAAUUGUUGGACACGGUCCUUGAGCGCAAAGAUGUGUCCGAGUCUAUCUUUCAAAGCGCAAAGGAUUUAAAGGAGAAGAUAUCAAGUUCAAGCGCUCUUGCUAGUCCGAAGGAAGGCCAAAAACAAGAGCAGCCCGACGUGCAUCCGCAAGGCAUCUCCAAACCUUCCACCCCCAACCUCCCAAAAGCUAGCGCAACAAAUAAAACCCGUCUACCGCCCUUACCGAUCAUCAAAUCCGAAGUACUUCUAGGCCCCAUCUUCACGCAUUCAUCAUUUGACGCCAUCCGACCGCUCGGAACCGACACCCACACCUACGAACCGCUCGAGUUCCUCGGCGAUGUCUACAUCGAGCUUGCAGCAACGCGCCUCGUGCACCUACGACCCCGCAUCAAAGUCAACCGCAAAUCCUCCAUCCGCGAGCUCUGCGUGAAGAACGAGACGCUGGCCACCUUCUCGCGCAAAUAUGGCCUCGACCAGCGGCUCCGGAUCGCCGGUAGCCUAGAGGACUGGGGGACGAAGGGCACGGAGAAGAUCCUCGGCGACGUAUUCGAGGCCUAUGUUGCGGGCGUGGUCGAAGAGCAUGGGUAUGCGGUGGCGGAGGCGUGGCUUUGGGGUUGUUGGGAGCCGUUGCUGGCGGAGAAGCUGAAGGAGGAGUGGACGCAGGCUGGGCAGGACGAGCCGCAGAAGGACGGAACUCAGGAUUUGUUUGAGAAGGAUCCGAAGACAGGUUUGGCGCGGUUAUUGUUGAGCCCAGGGGUCAAGCUGGACUACAUUACCGAGAACGAACAGAAAUUUGCGAAGAAGGGGUUCGUCAAGUACACGGUCAGCUUGUAUCUCACGGGAUGGGGCUAUGUCAAGCAGAAGUUGGGCGUUGGGGUGGAUCACUCAGUGAAACUGGCCGGGAUCGCGGCGGCAAAGGAUGCGAUGAAGAAUCAACGGGACUUUAUUUUGGUCGUGAAUGCGGAGAAGAUUAGGACCGAUGCGGAGAGGAAAGCACAGCGGGAGAGGGAGCUGCAGACAUCGAGUUCACAGCUUUGAUGAGGGAUUGUAGAGAUUCCUAUGUAUCGAGGACAGACUCUUGAGAGCAUGCCGUGUGGGACAGCAAGCGAUACGCGGUUGGCUAAGGCGGACAGAGGGCCGUGAAAUCGAUGGGUGCUCAAUUACUGGAAGUUCUAACCGUGUCUUCACUUGAAUUUCUAGUUUGUUUUGUCGUGAGAUGCUGCUGCUGACAUUUGAGUGGUCCAUCGGUUAUUCCUGCAACAUCAAACUGUCAACAGAUGGAAUGUCCUGCCCAACGAACCAAU